UUUUACCAGCAGCGCGAGCAGAAGAGGAUUGAAUUCCAGGUUGACGGGAGGAUCCGUACAGUCAAUUGGAAGCCAUCCUCUCUCCCAGACCAGUAAGAUGGGUAAAAAGAGUCGAGUGAAGACCCAGAAAUCAGGGACCGGGGCCACAGCUGCGGUUUCUCCGAAAGAGAUGAUGAAUUUAAUCUCUGAACUGCUGCAGAAGUGUAGCAGCGCUGCUCCCUCUCCUGGGAAAGAGUGGGAGGAAUAUGUUCAGAUCCGAGCUCUGGUGGAGAAGAUCCGUAAGAAACAGAAAGGGAUGUCAGUAUCAUUCGAGGGAACCAGGGAGGACUUUUUCUCUGAGCUGAUGACCUGGGGUGCAGAAUGCGGGGCUUCUUGUGACGGUUUUGAGAUCUCCAACUUUGCAGAUGAAGGAUAUGGCCUGAAGGCCGCCAGAGAUAUCAAGGCAGAGGAGCUGUUCCUGUGGAUCCCUAGAAAAAUGCUGAUGACUGUAGAAUCUGCCAAGAACUCUGUCCUUGGACUGCUGUACAGCCAAGACCGGAUCCUUCAGGCCAUGGGCAAUGUGACUCUGGCUCUACACUUGCUGUGUGAACGGGCCAAUCCCAGCUCACCUUGGCUGCCCUACAUCAAGACCCUGCCUGCUGAUUAUGACACACCCCUGUACUUUGAAGAGGAGGAAGUGCGCCACCUGCUGGCCACACAAGCCAUACAGGACGUACUCAGUCAAUACAAAAACACAGCACGGCAGUAUGCCUACUUCUACAAAGUCAUCCAUACUCAUCCGAAUGCCAGCAAACUGCCCUUGAAGGAUGCUUUUACCUUUGACGACUACAGGUGGGCAGUGUCCUCUGUGAUGACCCGUCAGAACCAGAUUCCUACAGCAGACGGAAGUCGGGUCACACUGGCCCUCAUCCCUCUCUGGGACAUGAGCAACCACACCAAUGGCCUGAUUACGACUGGCUACAAUCUAGAGGAUGACCGAUGCGAAUGUGUGGCUCUCAAAGACUACAAAGAGGGUGAACAGAUCUACAUAUUCUAUGGUACAAGAUCCAAUGCAGAGUUUGUGAUCCACAAUGGUUUCUUCUUUGAGGACAACGCACACGACCGCGUGAAGAUUAAGCUGGGUGUGAGCAAGAGCGAACGUUUGUAUGCCAUGAAGGCCGAGGUUCUGGCUCGUGCUGGGAUUCCUGCGUCCAGUAUCUUUGCCCUGCACUGCAGCGAGCCGCCCAUAUCGGCUCAGCUCCUGGCCUUCCUGCGUGUCUUCUGCAUGACUGAAGAGGAACUCAGGGACUACCUGGUGGGCGAUCACGCCAUCAACAAGAUCUUCACCCUGGGCAACACUGAAAUCCCUGUCAGCUGGGAGAACGAAAUCAAGCUGUGGACGUUCCUGGAAACACGGGCUGCGCUGCUUCUCAAAACAUACAAGACGUCCUCAGAGGAGGACCGCUCCAUGCUGGAGAAGCCUGACCUGUCCCUGCACUCCCGCAUUGCUAUAAAGCUACGGCUGGCGGAGAAAGAGAUUUUGGAGCGCGCUGUGUCCUGCUGUCGGGCCAAGCGCCUGCACUUCCAGAAACAGCUGGACGAAGGGACCCCGCUGCCACUGUACGAAGAAAGCGACAUCGCCCUUUUGGAGAACGCAGAUGCUAAACUCCCCAUAAUCCUGCGCAAACUGGAAGAAGAAGACGAGAGUGUUCAGGAGGAGAUGAACCUGGCUCAAAUCAAGCCGGACGCUGCCUGCGUGGACUCCUCCAAGACGCCCGUUCUUAACAGCCAGUGUAAAGAUCUCAAUGGUACUCAAGAGGAUCCUCCAGGAGGUGAUGCGGUGGUGAAAGAGAGUAAGGUUGAGAAGCACGACCCGAGUACCAAACGAACUGAAGGUGAACCAAAAGAUGGCGGCAAGUAGUCAUAACCAGCGCACGGUGGCAAUCUUAGUUCCUGCUAUUUAUUUAUUUUCGUUUAAGAGACUCACAAAUAGGAGCAAAAGCUUUCUAAACUAAAGCAGUGGAUUUCAGUUUAAACGUUUUUUUUUUAUUAUUAUUAUUAAAUGCAGCUUAAGUAUGAGCUAGCUCAAGCUAUAAGAAGCCUGUUGUUUGUUUUGAUUUUGUUUUGUUGGAGAUUUUAUCAGUGCCACAUUUGGUUUCUUUUGUAGUAGCUUCGCUCGUCCUGCCAGUAAAAGGUGGUAGCAAGGUGAGGAAGUAGCCAAUCAUAUAGACUCCCAUCUAGAUGAAGGCUUUCUCGGACUUCACAAAAUGAAAGAAAAAAAUAUAUAUCAGACUUUAACAUGGUAACGUUGCCAAGGAUGUUUCUGUUUACUCGUCUAAAAUGCUGACUGGGAAUUUGACUUCUCUUUAACCAGCCGUUGCUGUAGAUCAUGCCAGAAACGCGCUUGACGUUUAGUGCUGCUUGACAAUCAUUACUCUUAUGUUCUGACAUCGAUCAGUAAAGAGUUCAUAACUGCCUCGCUGCACGCUAGUUACUCUACUCGCAUAAAAAGUAAGGUUACUGAAAGACGUCAGUCCCAAAAAAAAGUAUAUAUUUUCAUGCACUUCAGAGAACAGUCAGUGCAUUCUCAAAGUGAGCAUUAUUUUUGGUUUUGAACCAGAGGAUAAGAGGUUGUUGGUGACCAUGUGGUUACUUUUUGCUCUGAAUGUAAUUCAAGGUUUGUGUGUUAAAGCCAUUCACUCUUCAUUGUUCUUCAUAUAUAUUCGUUUUAAUCCUUCUGUGCUUAUGAAACACUUUGCAGUGACUAACUUCUCUCAUACAGUACGUGAUCUUUGGGAAAUCUAUUUUUGUUUUCCUUAUUUUUAUGCAAGUAUUCACUGCAACACCAAAAUGAUCUCUCGCAUUUGUCAUGCAACUGUUGUGGUCAUCUUUAAGCCUUAACGAAUGGCAUUUAGUUGGAUUCCAGAUACAGAAACAUUGAUCCAGGAUGAAGAUGUGCAUCACCCACAAGGCAAAACUCUGUUCCUGUCAGCUUUUAAAUAACAAAACAUUGGGGGCUAUUAAUUAAAGAAAUAUUUCACCCAAACAUGAGAAAUCUACCAUUAUUCACUCACCCGAAUGUUGUUGCAGAUCUGUCUAUUGUUAUUUAUUUAUUGAGCACUGUAUUCUAAGUCUUUUAAAAGCUAUAUGAUGCAGUUUGGUCAGUUAUUUACCCAAAGCUAAGCAAUUAUUUACUGAUAAUCUUGCAUCUCUUCCUCAUAUGAAGCUAUCAUAUGGCUUCGGAAGACUUUGAAUAUAGAUUUUUUUUUUUAAAGCUUUUCAGCACAGCUUUUUAACAUAAUAUAUAGGAUAUAAUAUGAGGGUAAGUAAAUAAUUACAAUUUUUGUGUGAAAUAAUUAUUAAAUUAUAGAGCAGUGUUCCUCUACCCAGUCACAUGAGCCAUCAGAAAUGACUUGGGUUUUUGAGAAAUUAAUCAAAAUAUCAGAAUAUGCCCCCAAUGUUUUGUUAUCCUUUUGAAGUUGUGUACAUGGCAAUGGAAUACAGAAAUGGAAAUGACAUUUCAGUUCAAGUGUUCUGCCCAACUAAACAGCACUGUUCAAUAAUAUACUGUUCAGAAUGGUUUAUGAUGUUGAAAGAUGAUGAUUGUAUGGAAGUCUGUCACUUGUUCUUGCUGCUUCUGUAUAUAGAUUUAUAGCUUUGGAAAGCUAUCAGCUUUAAUACACUUAUUCUCAAAUCUUUAAUGUGAUCUAGCCAUAAAGAAAAUACACAGUGGAUUGCACUGACUCCCAGUGCGUCAGUACAACUGUGUAGGUAAGAGCCAUUAGAGUCUGUCUACAAUGACAAGUUCAAGAUUAAAGUUCUGUGCAUUUUUCACCUGAGUCAAAUAAGGUGGAGUGCUUUUCUUCAAAUCUUUGACCUGUCUAUCUGUCUUUAAGAGGGCCUUUUUUUAAAAUCCCCAUUAGGAGACGUAAGGGCACUCGUCCAUUGUCCUUUCAUUCUUCGUUUCAUUUGCAGGGAG
Messenger RNA from Sinocyclocheilus rhinocerous, 3958 nucleotides. It is a transcript of the gene setd3, whose product is annotated as SET domain containing 3, actin histidine methyltransferase. The coding region runs from base 98 to 1900 and encodes 600 amino acids. Gene Ontology annotation, biological process: peptidyl-lysine monomethylation; actin modification; peptidyl-lysine trimethylation. The transcript has 13 exons. Gene Ontology annotation, molecular function: protein-L-histidine N-tele-methyltransferase activity; protein-lysine N-methyltransferase activity; protein binding. The record is from RefSeq and is a predicted model, not a curated record. NCBI's taxonomy places the organism in Eukaryota, Metazoa, Chordata, Actinopteri, Cypriniformes, Cyprinidae.